Messenger RNA from Closterium sp. NIES-65, 957 nucleotides. The record is from the annotation of a GenBank genome assembly. NCBI's taxonomy places the organism in Eukaryota, Viridiplantae, Streptophyta, Zygnematophyceae, Desmidiales, Closteriaceae.
AUGCGCGGUCGCGUUGGCAUAGAGGUGGAAUGCGCGGACGAUAGCGUGAUUUUUGCAAUACAAGUCCUGGAGCUGCUGCUUGCCGUUCCUGGAUUCAAGAAGAUCAUGCGCGCAGUUUUACGCUACAUGACGCGGUAUGAGCGGAUUGGAUUCUUCAGACGCCUCAUCAAUGGCGAAUGCGCGCAGGGAGGGGGAGAGGGCAAGCGAGCAGCACGAGAUCGACCGUUGAGGCGCCUCAAAAGAUGGAGCGCGGGGGUGGCGUUUGAGGCGAAUGCGUGCAGGGAGGGGGAGAGGGCGAGCAGGCAGCACGACAUCGACUGGCUCACCUGGCUCCAACGCACCCAGCCCUCUUUCCUCUUCAUCCUUUUUCCUUUCCCCUUCCCCUUCCUCCUCCCCUGUUUUCCCUUUUGCCCUCCUCCCUUCGCCCUACUCCCCUGCUGUCCCGUCCAUAUCAAAUCGCUCUCCUUCUCUGCCCUCCCACCACCCGUCCCUAUCUCACCCUCGCCACCCCUCCUGCUCUCACCCCUGCAACCACACCAGGCCCAUGAGAGUGCUCGUGUGAGCAUGCUGGAGCAGCAUCUCUCUGCUGGAGCAGCAUCUCUCUGCUGGAGCAGCAUCUCUCUGCUGGAGCAGCAUCUCUCUGCUGCUCCCGCUGCUGCUGCUGCUGCUUCGCCCCCUCUUCGCCCUGCUUCUGCUGCUCCCUUUGCCGCCGCCGCUGCCGCCGCUGCUGCUGGUGAAAGCUGGCUUGGGGAAGAGAACACUACCUCCGCUACAGGAGAAUCAACCGCAGCAGGGGAGGAGGGGGAUGCUGUCCCUCGGGCAACUCUUCAGUUGAGCAAGGAGGCACAGGCGGAAACGUCUUGCCAGGAAUCAGGCGAUCAGGCAUCAGGAGGGGAUCGAGAGGCAGAGACGAGCCAUGAGGACAGAGGCAGCCUUGUGGAUGGAGCAGAGGGGUGA